Molecule: messenger RNA, 3890 nt
Organism: Marmota monax (woodchuck)
Lineage: Eukaryota; Metazoa; Chordata; Mammalia; Rodentia; Sciuridae
Gene: Hcrtr1
Product: hypocretin receptor 1
Exons: 7
Coding region: 111-1388 (425 amino acids)
Biological process (GO): G protein-coupled receptor signaling pathway; feeding behavior
Cellular component (GO): membrane
Molecular function (GO): orexin receptor activity
Source: RefSeq, a predicted model, not a curated record
ACCUGGGUGCAAGAAGCGGGCCCCCUGAGGGGAGUGGGCUGAGGGCUGGCCGGGCUCCCCUCCCUUCGCAGAGCCCAGGGUACCCCUCGGCUGCAGCGGCUCCUGAGCUCAUGGAGCCUUCGGCAGCCCCAGGGGCCCAGACGGAGGUCCCAACUGGUAGCGGGGAGCCGUCCCGCGUGCCACCAGACUACGAAGACGAGUUUCUCCGCUAUCUGUGGCGCGAUUAUCUGUACCCGAAGCAGUACGAGUGGGUCCUCAUCGCCGCCUACGUGGCCGUGUUCCUCGUGGCCCUGGUGGGCAACACUCUGGUCUGCCUGGCCGUGUGGCGGAAUCACCACAUGAGGACAGUCACCAACUACUUCAUUGUCAACCUGUCGCUGGCUGACGUGCUGGUGACGGCCAUCUGCCUGCCCGCUAGUCUACUAGUGGACAUCACCGAGUCCUGGCUCUUUGGCCACACCCUCUGCAAGGUCAUCCCCUAUCUACAGGCCGUGUCAGUGUCAGUGGCAGUACUGACUCUCAGCUUCAUUGCCCUGGACCGCUGGUAUGCCAUCUGCCACCCACUGUUGUUCAAGAGCACCGCCCGGCGUGCCCGUGGCUCCAUCCUGGGCAUCUGGGCCGUGUCGCUGGCUGUCAUGGUCCCCCAGGCUGCUGUCAUGGAAUGCAGCAGUGUGCUGCCUGAACUAGCCAACCGAACCCGGCUCUUCUCUGUCUGUGACGAACGCUGGGCAGAUGACCUGUACCCCAAGAUCUACCACAGUUGCUUCUUCAUUGUCACCUACCUGGCCCCACUGGGCCUCAUGGCCAUGGCCUAUUUCCAGAUCUUCCGCAAGCUCUGGGGCCGCCAGAUCCCAGGCACUACCUUGGCACUGGUACGGAACUGGAAGAGACCCUCAGACCAGCUGGAGGACCAGGGGCAGGGUCCCAGUGCACAGCCCCAGCCCCGGGCCCGUGCCUUCCUGGCGGAGGUGAAGCAGAUGCGGGCCCGGAGGAAGACAGCCAAGAUGCUGAUGGUGGUGCUGUUGGUCUUUGCCCUCUGCUACCUGCCCAUCAGUGUCCUCAAUGUCCUCAAAAGGGUGUUCGGGAUGUUCCGCCAAGCCAGCGACCGCGAAGCUGUGUACGCCUGCUUCACCUUCUCCCACUGGUUGGUGUAUGCCAACAGCGCCGCCAACCCCAUCAUCUACAACUUCCUCAGCGGUAAAUUCCGGGAGCAGUUUAAGGCCGCCUUCUCCUGCUGCCUGCCUGGCCUGGGUCCCUGCAGCUCUCUGAAGGCCCCCAGUCCCCGCUCUUCUGCCAGCCACAAGUCCUUGUCCUUGCAGAGCCGGUGCUCCGUCUCCAAAGUCUCCGAGCAUGUGGUGCUCACCAGCGUCACCACAGUGCUGCCGUGAGGGAGGGCUACCCUGGAGGCUCUGGGAGGCUCAGUGGGCCCUGCCUGGGUUGCUCCUCUGGGUCCUGGGAUUCAUCCCUGUGCCUCAUGGAGAGACUGCUGGAUGCAGUGACAGGCUCCGGGUGGAGUCCUGGUUUUCUGCCCCUGUGACUCUGGGCAAGUGGUUUCCCCUCUCUGAGCUUGUGAUCCCUAGGCAGGGUUGAUGUGAGGCUUAAGCAUGCUCUAGAGAGUGGAGAGCUCUUUGUCAACUGUGAAGUGCUGUGGACUUGGUUACUGUUGUACUUCUCUCACUUGGCCGAACCCCGCAGUAUUAUCCACCCCCAUCAUCUUUCCAGAGCUUGGCCUUCCUCCCAAAGAACUUUCUCCUGCCCAAUUAUAAGCCUUCCCUGGAGUCUGCUGUAAAGGUCUCCACAGGUGUUUCCAUCUGCUCCAGGGGCUCCCUAAUGCCCAGGGCUGUACUUGGCCAGCUGCUCUGUGCUUGUGUGAACCAAUCUGGGCCCAGCCCUUCCCUGGUGGGUUAUGAACACAGCCCCAUGUCACCAGGUGCCCAGUACACACACCAUAGCUGGACCUGAUGGCUUUGUGGUGUGAUAAAACAUCUAUGUGUGGCCGUUCGGCUUGGAAGCCAGCAGCCCAAAGCAAUUGUAAUUAAAAGCCUGGCACUGAAUGUUCCCUUUCCCUGUCAUUACACAAAAUCUGUGCUGCUUAGGUUAGGAGGAGAGGAAGGUGGGGCAGCUGGGGGAGGUGACACAAGACACUGGAAUGCGUCUACUCAUUGCCCCCUACUCCCCGUGGGAUCCCAGAUGGACCAUGCCUCAGGUAUGCUCAGUGCUGCCUCCGCAGUGGUGCCAAGCCCUUGAUGCCUGGGACCUUAAUUCUUGACACAUUUGUUGGCUCCCAACUCGGUGGUCUCUGGAAGGUAAGGGGGUAGGGUGGGCAGACAGCGGGUUAACAGACUGAUUUACUGUUCCCUCACCUUCUUGGAAACCAGGGUCUCAUUUAUUUUCUGUGAACUCACAGGAUAAAAAGAGAAAGCCACAGACUUGGCCGGAUGUGCUCCGGCUGCUACCAAGCGGAUUACAGGGCUGCCAGAGGCCUUGAUCCUCGUUGCCAGAGCAAGAUGGGAGUGCAGUCUGGAGUGCUGCUCUGCUGAGAGGAACGGGAGGCAUCUGGCCGAGGCUGAUGCGGCCGUGCCUGCCACCAGGUCUGCUUCACUUGAUUAAUGGAGUCCCGGGCUCCCCGACCUCACCUGUUAAGAAGCAGGGCAAGCUGUGGGCCCGCCCAGGAGCGCCUAGGCACAGCUUCUUAGGAGUCCCACCCUGCCCCGAGCAGGUGGACAGUGUGCUGCUUGUCACAGGCCCUCAAGACUUGCCAGCCCAGCUCCAGCUGUCAGUGGACAUGCAAUGGUUGCCAGGAGCGACAGGCUGUCCUGUCCUUUUCAUGUUCCCACUGCCCUUGGGGUCCAAGGCUGUUGGCAAAGUUUGUAGGCAGGGUUGGAGGUGCACGGUGCAAGAACAAAGUGUGAGGACCAGGCCCCAGGGCCAGACCCACAAGGAUAGCCCAGGUCUUGGAGCCCUCCACUGCCCUGACCACAGAGAUAGGGACUGUGAUUGGCACCAUUCUAAAGACAGGUUUGGGGCAGUGCUGCAGCUCAGUGGUAAUGUACUUGCCUGGCAUGUGCAAAGCUCUGGGUGUGAUCCCCAGCACCAUGAAAAAAGAAAAAUUAAAGAGUUUUCAGUGGACACUUGGCUCAGCAGAAACAGAGACAAUAGGAGUUUCCUCUAAUGACUGCAGUUCUGCUUCUGCUCUGCAGGAUGGAGCCAGAAAAGGGGGUCUUAGGCUUCCACUUUGGGGACUGAUGAACUAAAGGACAUGGCAAGGGGAGUGAUGCCCAGUGAGGAGCAGCUGAAGACCUUGGGGCUUCCUUGGCCUAGGGGUCUUGGGGUAAUGUGGUGGCAGGCUUCACUGUCUAGAGGAUUGGCAUGCAGAAGGGGAAACGAAUGUCCCAGGUGGCCCAAAAGAGAAAACUGGAGCCAAUGGCUGGUGUUUCCAAGGUGGCAAAUUUUAGGAUGCACAUCAGGAAGUUUCUACCAGUAAAGGAGGAAAUGGGCUACCUGGAAAAGCCCUGAGUUUUUUGUUACUGGAGAAUUAAAAGAAGAGACUGGACUCCCAUGGGGACCCUGGAGGGGAUUCUAGCUCUGGAUGAGGGUUGUCCUUUGAGAAUUGGCUCCAUCUAAUUGUGGGAUUCCAGCACCACAGAGCCCAGAGGAGAGGAAGAAGGCUGAACAGACUGAGCCGGCCAUGCCUGCUGGGCCUCACUGGCCUGCAAAACAGUCACACCACCCCUCACCCUCUGCAGGAAGGAUAGCCCUGCUAAAGGCCUCAGAGUGCUUAUCUUCAUCUCCAAAAGUCAAAGGAUAAUCACACCACCUCCUGUGAUAAGGCCCCCCUGGUACAUUAGAAUGUCUGGUGUCUUUAGCUUUUGAUUGAAAUUCUGUCAGUU